AUGAAGGUCUUCGUUAGUCUUCUCCUUCUGGCCACUGUUGCCAUGGCUGCCGUCGAUACCACCAACGCCGGAUGCUCCCAGCCCGGGCAGUAUUGCAAUGGUGGCACUUUUCUGUGCUGCAAUAAUCGCCAGUGCGAUCUCAGCAAGAACGUGCUCAUACCCCAGAUUGUCAUCAACUAUCGACGACAUGAUACAGAGGGUCUUCAGGCCUCGAUGAUGCUCCUCUGGGCUGUGGCUGGAGUGCCCCUGGGAGUCUAUAACAUCGUCAAGGAUUUUAACAUUGCUCUGAGAAUUCAACCUCAGAUCCUGACUACGCUUAGCUUGGUGACAUGGGCCCAAUGUUUGUAUUAUGGAAAGAAAUAUCCUAUCUUCAAGUGUAUUGCCGCGGUGGCUCCGCUUCUAUCUGUUCUUGGAGGUGUCGAGGUGGGACUUGUGUAUGCUCUACGUGCAGCACAGAAUCACGAGCUUGAGUGGCCACUGAUCCUCAUGGCUGUUCUGAGUGCCGGUUUCCUGGCUGCCGGAGUACUUACCCACUACUGGGACAUCUACGUCCACCGGACAGUACGAGGCAUCAGCUUCCUCUUCGUGGGGAUCGAUGCUGCAGGGGAUUUAUUCUCUCUGGUCUCUUGUUCCAACCUAGUAUCGACAUUCUCGGUAUGGUGA
Messenger RNA from Aspergillus clavatus NRRL 1, 663 nucleotides. RefSeq names its product protein rodD (gene rodD). The transcript is spliced from 4 exons. Bases 1 to 663 code for a protein of 220 amino acids. NCBI's taxonomy places the organism in Eukaryota, Fungi, Ascomycota, Eurotiomycetes, Eurotiales, Aspergillaceae. The record is from RefSeq and is a predicted model, not a curated record.